AUGUUUGUACGUCAGCAUAUUUUGUCUCCUUUUCUUUGCGAUUUGUUUCAAAGAAGACUUGGUUUGGUAUACGUUAGGCGAACAAGUCACACAGUCAGCGGCUUCACUUAUCCACUAGUAAAUACAUUGGACAAAUGGUUAGUGUUUGACUGCAUCUAUCUAUCUAUCUAUCUAUCUAUCUAUCCCUGUCUCUUCAUAUGCACAUCUAUCUAUCUAUCUAUCUAUCUAUAUAUCUAUCUCUGUCUCUUCAUAUGCACAUCUAUCUAUCUAUCUAUCUAUCUAUCUAUCUAUCCCAGUCUGUUAAUAUGCAUACCUACGCACAUACGUACGGACCUACCUACCUCUAUCUAUCUAUCUAUCUAUCUAUCUAUCUCAGUCUAUUCAUAUGCAUACCUACGCACGGACCUACCUACCUAUGUACCUCUCUCUGUCUCUGUCUAUAUAUCCAUCUUUCUUUCAAUCUAUCUAUCUAUCUAUCUAUCUAUCUAUCUAUCUCCAGUCUGUUCAUAUGCAUACAUAGCUAACUACCUGCCUAUCUAUCUAUCUAUCUAUCUAUCUAUCUAUCUAUCUCACUCAAUUCAAACUGUUCUAUCUAUCUAUCUAUCUCGGUCUGUUCUAUCUAUCGAUCUAUCUCGGUCUGUUCUAUCUAUCUAUCUAUCUCGGUCUGUUCUAUCUAUCUAUCUAUCGGUCUGUUCUAUCUAUCUAUCUAUCUAUCUCGGUCUGUUCUAUCUAUCUAUCUAUCUAUCUCGGUCUGUUCUAUCUAUCUAUCUAUCUAUCUAUCUCGGUCUGUUGUUUCUUUCUAUCUAUCUAUCUCGGUCUGUUGUUUCUUUCUAUCUAUCUAUCUCGGUCUGUUGUUUCUUUCUAUCUAUCUAUCUCGGUCUGUUGUUUCUUUCUAUCUAUCUAUCUCGGUCUGUUGUUUCUUUCUCAUCUAUCUAUCGGUCUGUUGUUUCUUUCUAUCUAUCUAUCUCGGUCUGUUGUUUCUUUCUAUCUAUCUAUCUCGGUCUGUUGUUUUCUAUCUAUCUAUCUCGGUCUGUUGUUUUUUCUAUCUAUCUAUCUCGGUCUGUUGUUUCUUAUCAUCUAUCUAUCUCGGUCUGUUGUUUCUUUCUAUCUAUCUAUCUCGGUCUAUCUAUCUCGGUCUGUUGUUUCGGUAUCUAUCUAUCCGGUCGGUCUGUUGUUUCUUUCUAUCUAUCUAUCUCGGUCUGUUGUUUCUUUAUCUAUCUAUCUCGGUCUGUUGUUUCUAUCUAUCUAUCUCGGUCUGUUGUUUCUUUCAUUCAUCUAUCUCGGUCUGUUGUUUCUUCUAUCUAUCUAUCUCGGUCUGUUGUUUCUUUCAUCUAUCUAUCUCGGUCUGUUGUUUCUUUCAUCUAUCUAUCUCGGUCUGUUUCUUUUCUAUCUAUCUAUCUCGGUCUGUUGUUUCUUUCUAUCUAUCUAUCUCGGUCUGUUGUUUCUUUCUAUCUAUCUAUCUCGGUCUGUUGUUUCUUUUUCUAUCUAUCUAUCUCGGUCUGUUGUUUUUCUAUUCAUCUAUCUCGGUCUGUUGUUUCUUUCUAUCUAUCUAUCUCGGUCUGUUGUUUCUUUUUCUAUCUAUCUAUCUCGGUCUGUUGUUUCUUUCUAUCUAUCUAUCUCGGUCUGUUGUUUCUUUCUAUCUAUAUCUAUCUCGGUCUGUUGUUUCUUUCUCAUCUAUCUAUCUCGGUCUGUUGUUUCUAUCUAUCUAUCUCGGUCUGUUGUUUCUUUCUAUCUAUCUAUCUCGGUCUGUUGUUUCUUUUAUCUAUCUAUCUGGUCUGGUUUCUUUCUAUCUAUCUAUCUCGGUCUGUUGUUUCUUUCUAUCUAUCUAUCUCGGUCUGUUGUUUCUUUCUAUCUAUCUAUCUCGGUCUGUUGUUUUUUUAUCUAUCUAUCUCGGUCUGUUGUUUCUUUAUCAUCUAUCUCGGUCUGUUGUUUCUUUCUAUCUAUCUAUCUCGGUCUGUUGUUUCUUUCUAUCUAUCUAUCGGUCUGUUGUUUCUUUCAUCUAUCUAUCUCGGUCUGUUGUUUCUUUCUAUCUAUCUAUCUCGGUCUGUUGUUUCUUUCUAUCUAUCUAUCUCGGUCUGUUGUUUUUUCUAUCUAUCUAUCUCGGUCUGUUGUUUCUUCUUUCUAUCUAUCUAUCUCGGUCUGUUGUUUCUUUCUUUCAUAUCUCGGUCUGUUGUUCUAUCUAUCUAUCUCGGUCUGUUGUUUCUUUCUAUCUAUCUAUCUCGGUCUGUUGUUUCUUUCAUCUAUCUAUCUCGGUCUGUUGUUUCUUUCAUCAUCUAUCUCGGUCUGUUGUUUCUUUCAUUCAUCUAUAUCUCGGUCUGUUGUUUCUUUCUAUCUAUCUAUCUCGGUCUGUUGUUUCUUUCUAUCUAUCUAUCUCGGUCUGUUGUUUCUUUCAUCUAUCUAUCUCGGUCUGUUGUUUCUUUUUAUCUAUCUAUCUCUAUCUGUUGUUUGUUCAUAUCUAUCUAUCUAUCUAUCUAUCUAUAUCUCUGUUGUUUUCUUUCAUUAUCUAUCUCGGUCUGUUGUUUCUUUAUCUAUCUAUCUCGGUCUGUUGUUUCUUUUCUAUCUAUCUAUCUCGGUCUGUUUUCUAUCUAUCUAUCUCGGUCUGUUGUUUCUUUCAUCUAUCUAUCUCGGUCUGUUGUUUCUUUCUAUCUAUCUAUCUCGGUCUGUUGUUUCUUUCAUCUAUCUAUCUCGGUCUGUUGUUUCUUUCUAUCUAUCUAUCUCGGUCUGUUGUUUCUUUCUCAUCUAUCUAUCUCUAUCUCGGUCUGUUGUUUCUUCUAUCUAUCUAUCUCGGUCUGUUGUUUCUUUCAUCUAUCUAUCUCGGUCUGUUGUUUCUUUCUAUCUAUCUAUCUCGGUCUGUUGUUUCUUUCUAUCUAUCUAUCUCGGUCUGUUGUUUCUUUCUAUCUAUCUCGGUCUGUUGUUUUUUCAUAUCUAUCUAUCUCGGUCUGUUGUUUCUUUCUAUCUAUCUAUCUCGGUCUGUUGUUUCUUUCUAUCUAUCUAUCUCGGUCUGUUGUUUCUUUCUAUCUAUCUAUCUCGGUCUGUUGUUUCUUUCUAUCUAUCUAUCUCGGUCUGUUGUUUCUUUCUAUCUAUCUAUCUCGGUCUGUUUUUUUCUAUCUAUCUAUCUAUCUAUCUAUCUAUCUAUCUCGGUCUGUUGUUUCUUUCUAUCUAUCUAUCUAUCUCGGUCUGUUGUUUCUUUCUAUCUAUCUAUCUAUCUCGGUCUGUUGUUUCUUUCUAUCUAUCUAUCUAUCUCGGUCUGUUGUUUCUUUCUAUCUAUCUAUCUAUCUAUCUAUCUAUAUAUAUAUAGGUAUGUUCUAUCUAUCUAUCUAUCUAUCUAAUCUCUUAUCUAUUUCAAUCCUUUAA
This is a messenger RNA of Acanthosepion pharaonis, 3354 nucleotides long. The record is from the annotation of a GenBank genome assembly. Lineage: Eukaryota; Metazoa; Mollusca; Cephalopoda; Sepiida; Sepiidae.